AUGAACCACAAAAGUUUGCUCCCCAAACAUCUAAAAUUUCUUCCCUUCCUUCACGCUAGGAAAGCAUUGAAUUCUUCUUUCUUUCUCAUCCAUUUUCUAUUUCUUCUUUUUUUAUUUUUGACUUUUUACCGACUUUUCUUUCUUUCUAUUUUCAUUCUUUCUUUCUUUCCUUCUUUCUUUCUUGCAUCUUUCUUUCUUUUUUUAUUAUACUAUCAUUUUCUUUCUUUCUUAGUUUUUUCUUUUUUCUUUCUUUCUUUUUUUUUUUUUUUCUUUUUUUUCCUUUCUUGUAAUUUCAUUUUUCUUUCUUUCUUUCUUCUUUUUUCUUUCAUUUAUAGUAUCAUUCUUUUUUAUUUCUUUUUUAUUUUUCUUUCUUUUCCUUCUUUCUUUCUUUCUUUCUUUUUUCUAGUAUUUCAUUCUUUUUUUCUUCGCCUUUCUUGCAUUUUUUUCUUUCUUUCUUCUUUCCUUCUUUUUUCUUUUUUUUAUAUUUUUCUUUUCUUUCUUCGCCUUUCUUGCAUAAAAGCUAUUUAUCGUUUCUUCUUUUUUUCUCUUUCUUUCUUUCUUUUCAUUCAUUCUUUCUUUCUUCUUUCUUGCAUAAACUAUCAUUAUUAUAGUCUUUCUUUCUUUCUUUCCUUCUUUUUCUUUCUUUUUUCUUUCUUUUUUUUUCUUUCUUUUUUUCUUUUCUUUUUGAACUUUCUUAGCUUAUUUUUAUAUUCUUUCUUUCUUUCUUUCUUUCUUUUUUAUUUUUUUUCUAUAUUUUCUUUUUUUUCUUUUCUUUCUUUCUUUCAUUUUAUAGUCUUUCUUCUUUUUUUUUUUUUUUUUUUCUCUUUUUUUAUUUCUUUCUUUCUUUUCUUUCUUUCUUUUUUUUUCGCCUUUUUCUUGCAUUAUAGUCUUUCUUUUUUCCUUUUUAUCUAUAUUUAUUCUUUCUUUCUUAUAGUCUUUCUUUCUUUCUUUCUUUCUUUCUUUAUUUUUCUUUUUCUAGUAUUUCAUUCUUUCUUUUUCGUUCUUUUUCAUAAGCUAUCAUUAUUUAGUCUUUUUUCUUUUUUCUUUCUUUCUUUCUUUUUUUUUCUUUUUUUUUUUUUCUUUCUUUUUCCUUUCUUCGCUUUCUUUCUUUCUUUUCUUUCUUUUUUCUUUUUUUCUAUCUUUUUCUUUCUUUCUUUCUUUCUUUUCUUUUUUUUUCUUUCUUUUUUUUUUCUAUCUUUCUUUUCUUUCUUUCUUUCUUUUCUUAAUUCUUUUUUCUAUCUUUCUUUUCUUUCCUUCUUUCUUUUCUUUCUUUCUUUUUUUUUCUUUUUUCUAGUAUUUCUUUUCUUUCUUUUUUCUUGCAUAAGCUAUCAUUAUUUUCUUUCUUUUUUUCUUUUCUUUUCUAUUAUUUCUUUCUUUCUUUCUUUUUUCAUUUUUAUAGUCUUUCUUUCUUUCUUUUUUUUCUUUUUUCUAUCUUUCUUUUUUUCUUUCUUUCUUUCUUUCUUUUUUUUCUUAUUUAUUUCUUUCUUUCUUUCUUCUUGCAUAAGCUUCAUUAUUAUAGUCUUUCUUUCUUUUUUCCUUCUUUCUUUCUUUCUUUCCUUCUUUCUUUCUUUUUUUUUAUAUUUCAUUCUUUCUUUCUUUCUUUCUUUCUUUCUUUCUUUUUCUUUUUCUAUCUUUCUUUCUUUCCUUCUUUCUUUCUUUCUUUCUUUUUCUCAUUAUUAUAGUUUUCUUUCUUUUUUCUUUCUUUCUUUCUUUCUUUUUUUUUUUCUUCUUUCAUUCUUUCUUUUCUUGCUUUUUCUAUCAUUUUAUAGUCUUUCUUUCUUUCUUUUUUUUCUUUUUUCUUUCUUUUUUUUAUUUGUUUCUCUUUCUUUUUUUCUUGCAUUAUCAUUAUUAGCUAUUUUUUCUUUCUCUCUUUCUUUCUUUCUUUCUUUCUUUCUUUUUUUCUUUUUUUCUAUAUUUCAUUCUUUCUUUCUUCGCCUUUCUUGCAUAAGCUAUCAUUAUUAUAGUCUUUCUUUCUUUCCUUCUUUCUUUCUUUCUUUCUUUUUCUUUUUUCUUCUUUCUUUCUUUCCUUCUUUCUUUCUUUCUUUCUUUUUUUUUUUUCUAUAUUUCAUUCUUUCUUUCUUCGCCUUUCUUGUUCUUUUUUUCUUUCCUUUUGUUCUUUCUUCUUUUUUUUUUUUUUUCUUUCUUUUCUUUCUUUCCUUUCUUGCAUAUGCUCCUUUUCUGUUGUCUAACUCUUUAUUUUUUCUUUUUUGCCUUUCUCUCAUUCUUUCUAUCUUCACCUUUCUUGAACAAUCUUCCAUUUUCUCUUUUUUUUAUUUUUUUGGCUUGUCUUUCAUUCUUUCGUCCACACUUUCCCUUUUUGUCUUUCUUCCUUCGACUUUCUUGCAUAAUUUUCAUUAUUUUAUUGUUUUUAUUUUUAAUUAUUUACCUUUCUUUCUUUCUUUCAUUCUUCCUUUCUUUCUUUUACCCAUCAUCCUUCUUUCUUUCUUUCUUUCUUUCUAUUUCGCAUCACGCUUUCUUGCUUUCUGCAAGAACAUAUUUUCUUUCCGUUCAUUCAUAUUGAUUCUCUCUUUCUUUUUCUUUCUUCUUUCUUUCUUUCUUUCUUUCUUUCUUUCAUUUUCUUUCUUUCAUUCUUUCUUUCUUUCACCCAUCAUCCUUCUUUCUUUCUUUUUCUCAUCACACUUUCUUGCUUUCUACAAGAACAUAAUUACUUUCCGUUCAUUUAUAUUGAUUCUUUCUUUCUUUCUUUCUUUCUUUCUUUCUUUCUUUCUUUCUUUCUAUUGCCCAUCACUCUUUCUUGCUUUCUGCAAGAACAUAUUUUCUUUCCGUUCAUUCAUCUUGAUUCUUUCUUUAUUCCUUUCUUUCUUUCUUUCUUUCAUUUUCUUUCUUUCAUUCUUUCUUUCUUUCACCCAUCAUCCUUCUUUCUUUCUUUUUCUCAUCACACUUUCUUGCUUUCUACAAGAACAUAAUUACUUUCCGUUCAUUUAUAUUGAUUCUUUCUUUCUUUCUUUCUUUCUUUCUUUCUUUCUUUCUUUCUUUCUUUCUUUCUUUCUAUUGCCCAUCACUCUUUCUUGCUUUCUACAAGAAUAUAGUUCUUUCCGAUCAUUCAUCUUGAUUCUUUCUUUAUUCCUUUCUUUCUUUUACCCAUCAUCCUUCUUUCUUUCUUUCUUUCUAUUUCGCAUCACGCUUUCUUGCUUUCUGCAAGAACAUAUUUUCUUUCCGUUCAUUCAGAUUGAUUCUCUCUUUCUUUUUCUUUCUUUCUUUCUUUCUUUCUGUCUUUCUUACUUUUUUUUUCUUUCUUUCAUUCUUUCUUUCUUUCUUUCUUUCACCCAUCAUCCUGCUUUCUUUCUUUCUUUCUUCCUUUCUUUUUCUCAUCACACUUUCAUGCUUUCUACAAGAACAUAA
Molecule: messenger RNA, 3363 nt
Organism: Acanthosepion pharaonis
Lineage: Eukaryota; Metazoa; Mollusca; Cephalopoda; Sepiida; Sepiidae
Source: the annotation of a GenBank genome assembly